Messenger RNA from Rhagoletis zephyria (snowberry fruit fly), 3085 nucleotides. RefSeq lists its product as uncharacterized. Gene Ontology annotation, molecular function: DNA-binding transcription factor activity, RNA polymerase II-specific; RNA polymerase II cis-regulatory region sequence-specific DNA binding. NCBI's taxonomy places the organism in Eukaryota, Metazoa, Arthropoda, Insecta, Diptera, Tephritidae. Gene Ontology annotation, biological process: anatomical structure development; regulation of transcription by RNA polymerase II. The record is from RefSeq and is a predicted model, not a curated record.
UCGACAACGACAUAGUCGUCAUCGGCUUGGUCGUUUAUAUACACUCGUUUUUGUUGGUUUGUUGGUGUAUUUUUUCGCUUGAGAGCUCAUUACCGUUUCGCUUCGCUAAGUGCGCUGUAUCGCUUGGGAGCCAGCAACGCGUUAUCCCAAGUCAAUCGGCCCGCCAAGGGAAGUCAAACCAAACCAAGUCAAAUAACCAAAAUCAAAAUUCACCAAGCUGUGAAAAAGUCCCGAACUUAUACUUUUUUCAAAAGUUUUUCUUUAUCGGUGUCUCUGCGCGCUUAUGCAAUAAAUAUCAUAUGCCUGGCUACAGGUGUUCGUCUGUGUAUGUGCCAAUGGUCAGACGUAUCUAAUUGCCUAAAAUCUCUAAAAUUUCACACUUAAAAAGUAGUGAAAAAGAAUUAAUAUUUAAAAGCUCCAACGCGCUAAUUAAUUAAACGUGCCGGCAUGGAAAUACUCAUAUGCGAAAAGUCCGCGACGAUCGGGUCAAACAAAUCGUAGGAAAACGAAUAUAUAAAUUGCGAUAUUUUAGUGUUUAAAAUAGCAAAAAAGUUCAAGGCUGAAACCUGAAACACAUAUACUACAUAUGACAUCGAGAUGCAAGCUCUGGCAGGGAAAAGGAAAAAUAAAGGUACAUAUAAACUAAACAUAAAAAACCCACCGCUGCAUAUAACAGAAACCAAAGUUUCAAUUAGAAAAUAAAUAAACGACUGCAGAAAAAUACUUAGCCAACGAAAUUUACGGAAAAUCACAAUUUGUUGUAAUUAUUGCGCGCCAAUUCAAAAUGCGACGGUGUUGUGCUAUGUAGCACGCUGCUAUGUCGAAGCCGUCAGCACCGCGCCGAUAUUUACAAUCCACUAAAUCUAAUUUGCAAAUAAUAAAAAUUACAACAAUAACAAUAACAAAAUCCGAAACUAAAACGAAUUUGGAAAUGUUUACGAAUCAAAUAUGCAAUUGAAACUCUGACGAAAUUAUCGUCACGUGAUUGUGAGUGAGUACGUUGUAUGUGAUAAUCAAAUAAUGAUAUAUGUCAAUUGCAAAAAAAAAAUUAAAAAUAUCUGUAUAGCUGUGUAUGUGUUUUAAAUAUGUGAAAUGAAUAUGCUGUUUGGGCAAACCAAAAACCCUGUGAAAACCAACUAAAUCGAUCUCAAAAUAUGCACAUAUUUUUGAGAGCAAAAUUUGUUGGUUAAAAAAUAUAUACAAAAUAUAUAUAUCUACAAAAUAAUAAAAAAUAAUUUAAAAAAUCUAACGAAUUCUGCAUUAAUACACGCUGCCGGAUUUUCAGUUCACAAUUCUGGAUCUCUUAACUCACGCUAUAUAUAAUUAAUAUUUUACAAAUCAAAAACAUAAACAAACAAAAAACUUUCGAUGAUGAUGCUAACUACAGAGCACCUCAUGCAUGGCCACGCGACGUCGGUCAGCCAGAGUGCGCUUUUCGGUUGCUCGACGGCUGGACACAGCGGCAUCAAUCAACUUGGUGGCGUGUAUGUCAAUGGCCGACCGCUGCCGGAUUCUACGCGCCAGAAAAUCGUCGAAUUAGCGCAUUCCGGUGCGCGUCCCUGUGAUAUAUCGCGCAUCCUGCAGGUGUCCAACGGAUGUGUUAGUAAAAUUCUGGGCAGAUAUUACGAAACGGGAUCCAUUAAGCCACGGGCGAUAGGUGGCUCAAAACCACGUGUCGCCACAACACCUGUCGUACAAAAAAUAGCUGAUUACAAGCGGGAAUGUCCGAGCAUUUUCGCAUGGGAGAUUCGAGAUCGAUUAUUGUCGGAGCAAGUUUGCAAUAGCGAUAAUAUACCAAGUGUUUCCUCGAUAAAUCGGGUUCUGCGGAAUUUAGCCUCACAGAAAGAACAACAAGCACAACAACAAAAUGAAUCCGUGUACGAGAAGUUACGCAUGUUCAAUGGACAAUCAGGCGGUUGGGCCUGGUAUCCCGGUAAUGCAACACCGGCUCAUCUAGCCCUGCCACCCACACCAACAGUAACGAAUUUAUCCGGCCAAAUAGUGCGUGAUGAUUUACAUAAACGUGUUAAAUUGCUCGAGGAGGGGGCCAGGCGCGACGGCGAUAAAACCGGUAUUCUAGAUUUGCAGCAUGCACUAGUGGCGCAAACGAAUAUCCAAAACAUUCCUGCUAGUAACCACAAGGGAAACAACAACGACAGAAGAGAUGAGUGGUGCAUUGAUAGCGGUGCAGCUGCACACCUGUACUGUGACCGGACAUUAUUUGUGACAUAUAAAGAGCGUAAAGAGAGAAUUGAAUUGGCGGGAAACAAGUAUAUAGAAGCGAACAGAAUUGGUGAAGUUAGCUUGCAAACUGAGAGCAGUAGAGUUAAACUACAUAACGUUUUGCAUGUACCCGACUUGAAGUGCAAUUUCGUGUCGGCGAAGGUGAUUACUAGUAGAGAUGUAAUUUUCAUGGAAAAUGUAUACCUUGGUCACGAACGCGAACAAAUCGAUAUCACAUCAUUUGGAAAUGAAGUUGUUAGCCCAGAUGUUAACGAGCAAAAUGCUGAGCGUGAAUCGGCGCUAAACGUUGCGGAGGAGUCCGGAGGCGAAGUUAAAGGUGAAGGUAAUGAUGAAGACAACGAUUGUGCAGCAACAGCAACGGCAAGUUGCCCAGAAGACGUCGCACAGCACAACAAUAAUAGCAGCACAGUCAGCACCCACACACAAAUACUCUCAGCGGUUUGUAAUAAAAAAAAGAGGAAUGCCAAAGCCCCAAGAAUUCAGCAAAUGCCGACUGUGCUGCCGCACCCAUUCGCUGCGCUAUUGCCGCGCCUUUCUGGCCAUGAUGCCGGACGAACGAUAUGAAUCCGCUAGAAUGCACCGCUACUGCAUAAAUUUCUUAGCUACCUCUCAUGCAACGGGCGCCUGUGAUUCCUCAGGCAGUUGUCAUCGCUGUGGAUUAGCCCAACACACGUUGCUGCACUGAUCCGCUUCCACACCGACCGAGCGUAUGCAGAAGGCGGAGCGGAAGUCCAAUUACAAGCGCAAGCCGAACCGUCGAAGGACCAAAACCUCGCGUGAGCCAGGAAAUGCUACGCAGUCAGUUCGUCAGAGUAGAUCCCGCUGCCCACUCUUUCGUUAA